Messenger RNA from Strigops habroptila (Kakapo), 1642 nucleotides. Its product is annotated as permeability factor 2-like. Lineage: Eukaryota; Metazoa; Chordata; Aves; Psittaciformes; Psittacidae. Gene Ontology annotation, cellular component: extracellular region. The transcript has 4 exons. Gene Ontology annotation, molecular function: CXCR chemokine receptor binding; chemokine activity. Gene Ontology annotation, biological process: antimicrobial humoral immune response mediated by antimicrobial peptide; cellular response to lipopolysaccharide; neutrophil chemotaxis. The record is from RefSeq and is a predicted model, not a curated record. The coding region runs from base 85 to 414 and encodes 109 amino acids.
AGCUCCCGGCGGGCGAUAAAAGCAGGGGCGAGCAAUGGGGCCGCACUGCCAGCUCCUGCAGCGCCUCCGCCGCCAGCAACGGCCAUGGACCCGCACCUCCGCCUACUCCUCCUCUUCUUCCUUCUCCUGCCCGCUGCUCCCUGCCGGGGGGCGCCGCUGGCCGGGGAGCUGCGCUGCCGCUGCCCGCGGACCGUGACCGGCAUGAUCCCGCCGCGGCGCCUGGCCCGCCUGGAGCUCAUCGCCGAGGGGCCGCACUGCGCUGUGCCCGAGGUCAUAGCAACGACGAAGCAGGGACAGACGGUGUGCCUGAGCCCCGCCGCCACAUGGGUCAAGCGCAUCCUCGCCGGGAUCGUCGCCCAGCAGCUCAACACAGGAAAACUGACCAGGGAAGGAAAGUGGCUGGAGGGGAGAUGACCUAGAGCUCGAGGGGCCUCCUGCUCUGCGUUGGAGCCGAGCCUAUUUACUGAGGCCUUUGUUUAAUGUGAUGAUGUCUGAUUAUUGAAGUAUGGCAAGUACUAUGAAAGAUGCAUCUUUAAUUUGGACCCUGUCUGAAAAGCACAAUUCUAAGUGUUGUACUAAUUCACUGCCUUUAAAACUUUGCUUUUGGGGUGUUCUGCAGGAGAAAAGAUACAGGGAAUAUCCUGAAUUCUUUCACAAGAAAAAACAUCUGCCUGGGCUGCAGCAUUAGCAACCCACGGAUGAGCCUUCAGCAUCAGCAUGAAGUCUAUUUCCGUGCUACACGUCUUUGUAAAGACUUGAGUAACUCGCAUAGAAACAUUCUACAUGUCUGCUCAGAGUAGAGAAGGGAGCUGGUGCCUCCCAAAACAUGACUUUGCACAUGAUAUACCUGUGUGCGUGGAAAAAGCUUUCCCAAGGGCUCUGCUGAGUCAACACGAGUCUACCCACCGCCACCUUCUGGUUGCUCUCUCCAGCCAGAGCUCCUGGUCCACUACCAGCGCCUGCCUUCUAAGGGAGCUGGGUUUGCUCCUUGCAGCCUUAGACAUGUGGUGUCUCUUCAUGUAUGGCACAGUGCCGUAACUUAUAUAAAUUAUAUUUGAGUGAACAUGCACAAGAGCAUGUUCACUCAAAUUAUUUAUUUAUUCCACUCCAAAAUCCUUUUGGAAUUGUGUACAUGCAGUUUCCUCUGCUCUGCAUAUUUCUGUCCAGCAGAAAAUGGAAAGAAUAGGGACCUAAAGCACUUUUAAAUAGUAGAAUCAUAGAAUCACAGAAUCAUUUACGUUGGAAAAGACAACCUUUAAGAUCAUUGAGUCCAACUGUAAACCUAACACUGCCAAAUUCACCACCAAACCAUGUCCCUAAGUGCCAUCUUAGUGCACUUCGAAUAGGGAAACUGUACUUCGAAUAGGGUAAGAAUUAAAUGUAGUAAUGUAAAUGUCAUUGUGGUGAGACCAGAUGAUUUCUGUUCAUUUUCCAAACUGUUCAAGAAACCUUCAUAGUUAUAUAUUGUGUAGAGAUAUGAUCCUGCAUCUGGAAUAACUACUAAGUUCCUGUAAAUGAAAGAGAAGGGUUUUCCUAGCAAUGAAAACAUUUUCCUAAUGUUUUUAUUGCUAUAUAUGUUUCCUAAUCAAGAAAUUUUCCCUUGUUACUUAAAGAGUUUUGCUUUUUAAAGAAUAAACAUUUG